AUGAAGGCACUCGGCGCUAGCUGGGCAUUGGUGACAGGCGCAAGCGAUGGUAUCGGAAAGUCAUUGUGCAACGAGUUGAGCAAACAUGGAUUCAACGUUGUACUACAUGGUCGCAAUGAAGCGAAACUCGCACGAGUGUGCGAGGAGCUCGAAAAAGCGCACCCGGAACGGCACUUUCGAACCGUCAUCGUUGAUGCAAGCACCUUCACACAGUCAGAUAUUAAUCGAAUCAUGGCACAAGUCUCAGACGUACCACUUUCGGUGCUGAUCAACAAUGUGGGCGGAACUGCGCCGCUGUCAUCCAACUUCAAGCAUUUCGAGUGCACCACACCCACCGAAAUGCAAAAACUGUUUUCGAUGAAUGUGCAGUUCCCAAUGCAGCUCACGCGCGCCAUCCUGCCUCGGUUCCUACUGCAGACAAAGCCCACCAUAAUCGUGACUUGUGGGAGUCAAGCCAACAUUGGUCAACCCUACGUCGCAGCCUACUCAGGUUGCAAGGGAGCAUUGCACGCCUGGAACCGAGCUUUGGCCGCCGAGCAAGCCGAAAUCAAGUCACAGGUCGAGGUUCUUGAGGUUGUAGUUGGUGGCACAUACACUCAGCAGCUACAAGCGGAUCCAAACAUGUCAGCCGGGCUUUUUAUGCCAACAGCUGAUGUCAUGGCUCGCGCAAUCUUGGCAAGAGUAGGCUACGGACAUCGGACUGUUACUCCCUACUUCUGGCAUCUCGUACAGACGAACAUGCUUUAUGCGUUGUUGCCUGCAACUACCGCUGACAGCAUUGUGGCUGGCAUUCUGAAGCCCAGUGUUGAACCGAAGGAGCCGGCGAAAUGA
Molecule: messenger RNA, 831 nt
Organism: Parastagonospora nodorum SN15
Lineage: Eukaryota; Fungi; Ascomycota; Dothideomycetes; Pleosporales; Phaeosphaeriaceae
Exons: 2
Coding region: 1-831 (276 amino acids)
Cellular component (GO): endoplasmic reticulum
Molecular function (GO): oxidoreductase activity
Source: RefSeq, a predicted model, not a curated record